AUGAACCGACAAAAGAAGGAGAGAACUGGGCUGAAGGCGUUCUCUGCCAUGAUACUUUCUAUUAUGCAAAAGGAAAAGUCAAUUGAAUACACAAAGGUAGCAGAUAUAAUUAUGGGAAUGACAGAGGGCACAGGGGACGACAAAAAUGUAAAGAGAAGGGUCUAUGAUGCGCUUAAUGUCAUGUGUGCAGUGAAUCUGAUCAAAAAGGACAAGAAGAUGGCAUACAUAACAGAUAACCAGAUGUGCUCAUGCGAGGAGGAAGUAGAAAGAAGACUCGCCUCUCUGGGGCAGGCAAUUGUUUCGGCCCCAAAACUGCGAGAAAGAGUGGAGGAAAAAAGAAGAAUUCUUGAGGAAACAGUUCGCAGGAAGGACUUGCUUCUGCGGCUUAUUAAGAGGAACUCAGAGAGAGAAAUUGAAGAAAAGGAAAAGCUGCAUCUUCCAUUCAUCCUUAUAAGCACAAAGAAGAAAUCAAGAAUUGACUGCGAAACAAAUGAUAGAAGAUCGUACUUCAAGUUUAUUUUCACAAGUCCAUACAAGAUAUACGAAGAUGUGCACAUUCUCAAGCAGAUAUUUGGAGAUGCAAGUGUUCGGUCAGAGGUGAAGGAGCACCACAAAGGUAUCUCACAGGGCCAGAAAGAGAAUGUAGAAGCCCCAAAGAAAUGGAACCCACCCCAUGAGAUGGACCGAGCCACACCAGGAAGCCCACUUGGAUCUAGCUAUAUUUUCACAGAGGAUGAUGACUGGCUAAAUUUGUACAACUUCUUAAAUUAG
This is a messenger RNA of Nematocida ausubeli, 771 nucleotides long. RefSeq lists its product as uncharacterized. Gene Ontology annotation, molecular function: RNA polymerase II transcription regulatory region sequence-specific DNA binding; DNA-binding transcription factor activity, RNA polymerase II-specific. The coding region runs from base 1 to 771 and encodes 256 amino acids. NCBI's taxonomy places the organism in Eukaryota, Fungi, Microsporidia. Gene Ontology annotation, biological process: regulation of transcription by RNA polymerase II; regulation of cell cycle. The record is from RefSeq and is a predicted model, not a curated record. The transcript has a single exon. Gene Ontology annotation, cellular component: nucleus; transcription regulator complex.